Molecule: messenger RNA, 5204 nt
Organism: Chilo suppressalis (striped riceborer)
Lineage: Eukaryota; Metazoa; Arthropoda; Insecta; Lepidoptera; Crambidae
Source: the annotation of a GenBank genome assembly
CUCUGUUUUCCUGAAGCAAAUACGCUUCUCAGUUCCGCAUCUAUCUCAUUCCGCUUCGUCAGUCAGUUGAUCGUGUUCUUUCUUUCUCGUGCGUCGUUCAAUCAAUGCUUUUUUUCUGUGGUGUGGGGGUGUUAGCGUAGCGUGAUAGAAUUUCUGGUCAAGUAAAAUUAAAUAUUGAAAAAAGUACUUCACAUAGGGGCAAUACUUGUCGUUAGAAAUGGCAAAUGAAAAAAAAGAUAUCGGCGAAAUCGUCAAGAAAUGCAAAAUCCUUUUGUUGGACAUCGAAGGAACAACAACAUCGAUCAGCUUUGUUAAGGAAAAGCUGUUUCCGUAUGCCGAGGAAAAUGUGAAGCAGUUCUUGGACAGCCAGUGGGAGUCUGACGAUGUGAAGGGGGCGGUCAGUGCUUUGAGGAAACUUGCUCUCGAGGACAAAGAGAAGAACGUGGAUGGCGUAGUUGCGAUCCCUGGCGAGGAUGCUUCCAAGGAAGACCAGAUCGAAGGUCUAGUGAACAGCGUGAAAUGGCAGAUGUCCUCCGACAGGAAGGCUGGGCCGCUCAAGUUACUCCAGGGUUUGAUCUGGAAGCAAGGCUACGACUCUGGAGAUAUCAAGGGCCAUGUUUACGACGACGUUUUGCCUGCGCUCGAGCAAUGGCGUGCGACCGAAGGUCAGAAGAUCUACAUUUACUCGUCUGGCUCCGUGGAUGCUCAGAAACUUCUGUUCGGUCAGUCGUUGGCCGGAGAUUUGUUGCCACACAUCGACGGCCACUUCGACACCGCUGUGGGUGCAAAGCAAGAAGCCGUUAGUUACGUGAAAAUAGCGGAGAAGAUCGGCUGCCAACCUGCAGAAAUACUGUUCCUCACUGAUAUUUUGAAAGAAGCCGAAGCUGCCCGGGAGUCCGGCCUAGAAGCGGCCCUAGUCAGUCGUGAAGGCAACGCCUCCUUGCCAGAUGACACCACGUUCCCAGUAAUUCACAGUUUGCAACAAUUGGCCGUCACCAAUAAGAGAAAACCAGACCCCCAGGAAGAGAUACCUGCAAAGGUGCCGAAGACUGACAUUGAAGACGACGUAAAGACAAAUGUUGAGCUAGAAGAAAAAAUAGUUUCUCCCGCACCAACAGAAAACAAGGAGACAGAAAACAAAGAGACUGAAAAACCAGAAACUAUGGAAGUGGAAGAGACUCCUUUAGUAGAAGAAACUAAAGAAGAAAAAGUUAAGGAAUUGCCAAUGGAGACAGUAGUUGAAGAAAUUUUAGAUGCAAAGGAGGCAAUCGACGUACCUGUUGUCGAUGCAGAACCAAUCAUCACUGAAGAAAAAGAUAAGACUGAUGAGAAUGAGACUGAAAAGAUGGAAGCAGAGACGAUCGAAACUAAAGUAUCGGAUGAACCAAAGGAAUCUACAGAUAUUAAAAAUGGUGAUGUCAGUGAACCUGUUGCUGAGGAAACGCCUCCUACUAUUAUUACAGAAAUCGAAGACAUAACGGAAAAACCAGAUCUCGCCAAUGUUGGAGAAAAAAUUGAUGAUAUCGAGCCUGUUAUCGAGGAACCGCCAGCCGUCGAAGAUAUGGAAGACUUACAAAACGUCGGAGAAGUCCUAGAAAAAGAAUGCGACGAGAUUUUGUCAAAGGUGCAAGAUGUUACGAAUUUAGAUAACAUUCCAGUAAAACCUUUACUGAAUCCUAUCGCAGAAGAAACCCUAGAAGCCGGAAACGCGGACUCGAACGAUAUCGUUGACAGGAUACUGGAUACGGAACUAGAACUCGAAAUGAAACAAUGCGAAGAUAUCGAUUUGAAUACAGUACAAGAAAUAACAGACGCGAAAUCGGAAGCGGUAGAAGAGAAAAGCGAAAAAGAAGAAUCUAGCACGGACGACGCAAAAGUUCCUGAAGAGAAAGCACCUGAAGUGGUCGAGUCAAAUAAUGUUACAGAUGGAAAUGCAGUAAGCAGUCCUAAAGAAACAAAGGCGGAAACUAAAACGGAGGAAAGUACACCGAAGGCAGAGGACAAAACGCCGGAAGUUGAAAGCAAAGAAGCAGUCGAAACUAAGCCUUCGGAGGAGCAGCCAGCAGCAAAAGCAGAGGUGGUUGAGGAACCUAAGGUGGAAUCAGAAUCCCAAGUGAACGGCAAUGUGACAAAUGGCGACGCGGCACCUGCCAAUGUUAACGGCGAUGCCAGUAAAGACGAGGAACUGAGUUCUAGAUUGUCUGUGGAAGAGAAUGGGAAGGUAGAAGUUAAUGGCGGGGCUAAUGGUAACGCGAACGGUGCCUCCCAUGAAGAUUCUGAGACCGAAAAGACAACUAGCAAAGACGAAGUCCCCGAUAUUAAAGUGAAGACUGUGGCUGUUGACGAACCACGCACCGACCCGAUAGAGCAACCUACGGAAGCAUAAAACAUUUUUUGUACGUGCCGGACAGAAACAGCAGGGCAAAGCAGCGUUGUUGGUUCACAGCCGAUUGACAAGACUGAGGUUGCUUCCACGCAUUGACAUCACCCCCUAGAUAUACGUGUACUGAAACUCCAUUGUGUAAAUCGAUGCAAAAACGGUGACGUACUGUGUACACGAUCCCAUUAUUUAUACGGGCUCUAGUGAUAUUGGUGUCGAUUCUGGCAUGAUUCUCUAAAACCUAUACUUAAGUUUGACAACAGUGUAUCCUUGUCAUUCUCUAUACAUAAUGAAAAAGACUGAUGUCAAAUUUAGUUUUAAUUUAGAGAAUCAUGCUAGAAUCGACGCCACUAUCGAAAAAUAUGUAAGACAUUAAUUUUUACAUGCACUAAUCUUGGAUAGCUGAAUACCAGAUCCGUUAGUAUUGAGAUUAAAACAUUAAAAUGUCUCAUACCAUACCUUUACUUUGCCAACUCUGCAAAGGAUAUAUCUUUUGGUGCUCACUAAUAAGACGAGGCUUAACAGUCCCAGUGACUUACUAAAACAUUAUAAAUUUAUUUGAUUCAAGUCUAUGCUCAUUUAUAUUUCUUCGAGGUAGCCCUAGGCAACAAUAACCAUUUAAGUUUGCAUUUUUUGGAUAAGUUCAACCCUUUGCAAAGCUGGCACUGUCAAAGAUGUUGUGCAUAAAAAUAUAAAAAUUCAGCUUGUAAGAAGCUCAGAUGCGUAAAAAACUAUGUCGUACAUACAGUAUUAGACUUAAAUAUGCGUUGGGCGAGAAAGUUGUUGUUUUAACACCCUACGCAUAUUCUAAAGUGAAAUAUUUGUGUCAUCAGGUUUUUUAAAACAUCGAAUUACUCCAAAUCUUGCUUGAUUUACAAUUCAUAAUUAUUAAGAGAAUUUGAAAUUUUGUGAAAACUUGAUGUUUUUACUAGCUAUACGGCUCCUUUCAUUCGCCGAUCGCGUGCUGCGCUGGUCGAGUUAGCAAUUCACAGUUUCGCAUGUGCUCUCGACCGGGCUGGACGUGUUCUGUCACGUACUUUUAUCAGUCAUGACAGUUAAUGAAAAAAAUCUAUUUUGAUUUCUGCACUAUAUAUCACCACAAUAAAAAACGCCGUGAUAGCGGAAAAGGAAAAUUGUUCAUGCAUUCUAUAACUUCAGAUGGUUUGUUAAGUGGUGCAUUCGUUACACUGUAUUCGCAAUUGCGGGAAGAUGUUUUUUUAUGUGUCCUCUCGCUUUCCUGCGAUUUGUGGGAGUGAUUUCGUGAAAUGGGACGGAAGUGUGUAACAGGAAGUCACGAAAGCGCGCGCUAUUUGAUUUGAUUUUAGAACAUAAUGUUUAAAUGGCUUAUUCCUUUUCUAGUAGGUUUUACUUCUUUUUUUACUAAUAUAAGGUGAGGUUUCAAAUGUUACACAUGAUACACGACUACUGUAAGGCACGCUCGUUUUUUAUUAUUUUAGCAUGUCAAUAAUCACGUUUGACAAACUGAUUUUUAAACCCUGUCCUGUCCAAAUACGCGACCGGCGAUACGCCGAACAAUGAAAGGAGCCUAAAGAAACAGUGUUGUAAGGUAAUUAGUAAGUAAUCAAUUAUGAAGCACAAACGUUAAUAUAUUUUCACAUCGGGAACAUUUCUGCAUUAUGUUACUUGCUGGAAAUUAUUGUUUUACGAUCCAUACAAGCUGUAAGUUUACCAACCCUGAUGCUGGCACUUCACAUGGUUAUUCGUAUUUGCUAUUUGUAAACUUGACAACAGUCUGUCCUUUCAUUCCUUACAGAGCAUGAUAAGAAUAUAAUGCAGCACAAUAUUCCUAUUCAUUGAGAUUAUUUUAUUAUGCUUAUUGUCAUACGCGUUAUUAUUAGAAAUUGAAUCGUUAUACCGGCACUUCACUUGGCUAUUGGUGUUUGCCAUGUGUUAACAUGACAUCAGUAGUCAUUCUCAUUCCUUGUAGAGCAUGAUAAGGACAGACUGGUGUCAAGUUUACAAAUAGCAAACACGAAUAGCCAAGUGCCGGCAUUACAAUUAGUAUUUACCAAUUACACCUUGGAGACAUACCUUACUUUAAAUACCAUGCAAGUAUUCAGAAUGUUAUAUAUGUAUUAUGAAUGUUCAAAUGGCUAUUUCAAUUUGUUAUUUGUAAAUUUGAGAGCAGUCUCUCCUUUUCAUUCCAUAAAGAGCAUAAAAAUGUGCUGUCAUGUUUCCAAAUAGCAAAUACAAAUAGCCAUGGGAAGUGCAUAGAGAUAGCGUAUAGAGUAACCCACAGUGAAUUACUGGACAUUCCUAUCGCAUUGACUGUGACAUGCUUUCUAAGUUAAGAAAAAUGAAGUCAUCUUCUGGUGCUCCGUUUUAUCUUUUGCGCGACAGUCCACAAUAGUUCGGUCAUUGGAAAAUGUAGUAGCCGGAUGUAAUUUUUGUAUUUAUUUAUCUAUUCUCUAUUUAUUGCAUUGACACAAUAGUGUAUAAUUAAAUAAUUAAAACGCGAACAAAUAUCCGAUGCGAUGGUAUUAAUUUUGCGGCUGUCGCGCAGAAAAUUUGCUUAUGUAUACAUUACGUCACCGUUUUUGAUAAUUGAUCUAAGGUAAGUUUUAUUCAUAAGUAUUAACUGUAUUGUGAUUCUUAAUUAUCGUAUAAUGUAACUAGAUUUUUCUUGAAUUUCGCCCAUUGCCAAACAUCUUGUAUUGUUCCUUUGACGUUGGUCCACAAGAUUAUGAAUGUAUGUGAUACUGAUAUGUUAAGACUAGUAAGGUAUAGAAUGGAUUCGAUCGGCUGUGUUUAAGAAAUAUUUAUUAAUUGAAAAUAUUAUGUAUGCGCUUUAAGUAUCCGCGUA